CUCGUUUUCGCCGAGUCGGGUACCAUGGGCGGCUGCGCAUCCACGGGCGCGGGCAACGACAAGGACAUGGCGAAGUCGCGCGAGCUCGACAUGGCCAACGAGGAGGCGCAUCGGCAAGAGCAGGAGAAGGUCAAGCUGCUCCUCCUCGGCGCCGGCGAGUCGGGCAAGAGCACGAUCUUCAAGCAGAUGAAGCUCCUAUACGGCAUGCCGCUCACGGACGAAGAGAAGCGCCAUUGCACACCGAUCGUAUACAACAACCUCGUCACAAGCAUCAAGAUCCUCUGCGACCAGUGCAUCGAGCUCCAGCUCAAGGGCGAGGUCAAGGCGACGUCCGACUUUGACGACAUCAAGGGCAUUUCGGACGAAGCCGAGGUCACGCCCAAGGUGGGCAUGAAGAUCAAGAACCUCUGGAACGACCCGGGCAUCCAGCUGGUGUGGGCGCGCCGCGCCGAGUUCCAGAUCGUCGAGUCGGUGAAAUUCUACUUUCAAGACAUUGACCGCAUCAUGGCCGACGAGUACACGGCGACGCAGCAAGACAUGCUGUACGCGCGCGUCCGAACGUCCGGCAUUGUCGAAGAAAAGUACCAGAUCGACGGCGCGACCUUUGUCAUGUACGACGUCGGCGGGCAGCGUAACGAGCGCAAGAAGUGGAUCCACUGCUUUGAAGACGUGACCAGUGUCAUCUUUGUCGCUGCGCUCUCCGAGUACGACCAGUCGCUCUACGAAGACUCGAGUACGAACCGCAUGAUCGAGGCGAUUACGCUCUUUGACGAGAUCGUCAACAACCGCUUCUUUGGCAACUCGGCCAUGAUCCUCUUCCUCAACAAGAAGGACCUCUUUGAGGAAAAGAUCCGCAAGAUCGACAUCAAGUCGGUCGAAGUCUUCAAGGACUUUCAGGGCGGUCUCGGCGACUUUGAGAAAGGCGUCACGUACUUCCUCUCCAAGUUUCUCGAGAUGAACCGCCAGCCCGAGAAGGAGAUUUACCACCACGUGACGUGCGCGACCGACUCGCAAAACGUCCAAGUCGUCUUCAACGCGUGCAAAGACAUUAUUUUGAAGCAGAACAUCCGCGGGUCCGGCUUCAUGUAAGAUACGACGCUCUCUUCGCGCGUACUAGGUUACGUUGAUAUAUAUAUACACAUGAAACAUCACAAACUAAUCCAAAAACGCCAAACACAA
This is a messenger RNA of Saprolegnia diclina VS20, 1179 nucleotides long. RefSeq lists its product as hypothetical. The record is from RefSeq and is a predicted model, not a curated record. NCBI's taxonomy places the organism in Eukaryota, Oomycota, Saprolegniomycetes, Saprolegniales, Saprolegniaceae. The coding region runs from base 25 to 1089 and encodes 354 amino acids. Gene Ontology annotation, cellular component: heterotrimeric G-protein complex. Gene Ontology annotation, biological process: adenylate cyclase-modulating G protein-coupled receptor signaling pathway. Gene Ontology annotation, molecular function: GTPase activity; G-protein beta/gamma-subunit complex binding; G protein-coupled receptor binding. The transcript has a single exon.